Molecule: messenger RNA, 2384 nt
Organism: Ciona intestinalis (vase tunicate)
Lineage: Eukaryota; Metazoa; Chordata; Ascidiacea; Phlebobranchia; Cionidae
Source: RefSeq, a predicted model, not a curated record
AAAACAAGAUGGUGUCCCAUAUUCUCCCACUUUAAGAAACAGAACACCCGUGUUAUAACGAUUAUCGGUCCCGCCACACGCGGGCUUAAAUAAGUAUUUAUUUAUUUAGAACAGUUAUAUAUAGACUAUGUCUUCCAUUACUGGUGUUGAUGCACCGGACGGGGGCUGGGGCUGGGUCAUCGUCGGGUUCGGGAUGUUUGCUUAUUCGUUAUAUGCCUAUGCUGCCAGAUGUCUUUCAGUUUUCUACGCCCCUCUUAUGGUAGAAUAUCAAGUCAACUACUCGCAAGUUGCAUGGCUAAAUGGCCUUCAUCAAGCAGGGCAUGGUGUUAGUAGUUUUGUUUUGCCUGUACUUUACAAGCACAUUGGCUUCAGAGUUGGGGUGAUGGCGGGGGGAAUGAUAUCAGCUAUAUUUGUGUUUCUAGCGUCGUAUGUACAUAAGCUUGUACUCGUGCAAAUAUGCUGCGGCUUAAUACCAGGUGUUUGCUCUGCGGUUAUCAAUCUCGGUUUAUUCACAACAGUGAAUCGAUACUUUAAACACAAGCGAAACAUGGCGAUGCAAAUCACUUGUACUGGGACCUCACUUGGUGCAUUCGUGUAUUGUCCACUAAAUCAAUACCUUAUAGACUCUUAUGGCUGGAAAGGUUCUUUACAGAUAAUAUCCGGUCUCUACUUAAAUGUGAUGGUCGUCGGAGCUCUUUUGCGCCCCAUAGUGCUGAAAUCAGAUGUAACUACCAACCACUUAGCGGAGCCAGAGACACGUGGUUGCAGCAAUGAUGAAACACCGAAUACCUCUAGCGGCGAGACUAAAACAUCGACAUGUACCGCAUGGUGCCGCCUAUGGGAUUUGCAAGUAUUCCUAAGCAUUGGCUUCCACACGUUAAAUUUAUCAUGGAUCACGUUUGCAGCAGCAUACUACUCCUCACUAACCUACCUUGUAGCGUACGGAAGAACAGUAAUUGGCUUGAGUGGAACCGCGGCUGCGGGUCUCGUAUCAGCUGUGUCGUUGGGUGAACUUGGUUCACGUUUGCUAUUCGGUUCUUUCUUUGAUCGGUUUAGCAAAUCUAACAGGAUUAAAAUAGUGGCCGGCAUCGAGUUAUUAAUGGCUGCCUUGUUCAUUUCUAUUCCUUUCUUUGACAACAUUGUACCAGUGUUGGUACUGUGUGGUGGCAUCGGUGCUAUAGGCGGUGGUAUGGACGCAGUAUUCGCUGUAUUAAUAGUCGAUACAUUUGGCUUGAAGGAAUUUGAAGCUGUUUACUCGUACAGUAAUGUGGUAUGCAGCAUCACUGGAAGCUGUGUGACUAUUUUAAUUGGCCUGGUUAUUGAUACAACGGGAAACAGCACAGUUGUAUUUUACAUCGGUGCGUCAUCAUUACUGCUGUCAAUCAUCUUUAUUCUAUUGUUGAAUAAAAUAAACCAACGACAGGAGAGAAGUAUUGAACACCCUUUAUGUGAAGAAAUAACGGAUUCUAAAAACAUCUGAAUUACAUGUUCUGUUACUUCAGCUACCAGGCAUAAUGUAAAUACCGCUCAUCUGGUAUAAAUAACGUAGUGUAUUUCCAAUGGGUGAAGUCUUGCCGGAUGACCGCCGAAACAACAUAAAUACAAUACGUUUUUUCAUACCAGAUGAGCCGUUUAAACAAUAUUUGCAAUGUAUAGUCUUUAUACAAUAUUUAGUAGGGUGGGGGGAAGGUGGGACACCUUUUCAAUCUAUUUUCUUCUCCAAUUUGGUAGUAAACAAACAUUCAACGAUUUUUUAUAAAACUUUAUUUUCACGGCUCCCACAGAUCGUUGUUGAUUAGUUAAAACACGAUCAGGAUAUUUGGUUAUUAUGUGUGAAAGGUGUCCCAUCUUCCCCCACCCUACUAUACUGUUAAUUAAGGUGCAUGACAUAAGUAUAUAGUUUUCCGUUUUAAAUUCUCACUGUGCUAUAUGGACGUAUACCAAACGUAUUGAAAUUAUUUUACAAUUUUUAUAGCUAUUCUAUUCUUUGUGGGUGAGGUCAAAGGACCUGAGAUUUGAGCCAGAUUUGGCCCAUUACCCCAGAAUUUUUAUAGCUAUGGCGGUAUAUACUUAUUCCUAGGCACAGCUUUCCUUACGUGUAAAUGUGACCGCUUUUUAUACCACACCCGUUAUUAAAUUCUUUACGACGCGUGAUGCUGUCUUGUUUGCAUAUUUUUUCUAAAAUGUUAUUUUUGUAAAUCUUGUUUGUAUAUGCUAUUCAGCUAUAUGGCUUCGACAAGCGAGUGUAAACAUUUGAAAGCCACUUUUUCAUGUAUUUGCUGCUGAUAAAUUAAUCGCAGGGAAUUUUGCUCGUACCACCAAAUGUCUAAAUUGGUGCUUCAUACGACGAACUACGGCAAAAAUAAAUAACCGUCGCAUAAAAA